Molecule: messenger RNA, 1799 nt
Organism: Olea europaea var. sylvestris
Lineage: Eukaryota; Viridiplantae; Streptophyta; Magnoliopsida; Lamiales; Oleaceae
Product: protein At-4/1-like
Exons: 5
Source: RefSeq, a predicted model, not a curated record
ACUUCAUUCUUUCCCCCACUUCUUCCAUUGAGGUGCUGCCUCUUCAUCAUGACACUCCUUUGAUCAAAUCCAUUAUGUACUGAACUCACCCGAGCAUAAAUGCACACUUAAUUUGAUUGUAAUCCUUCCAUAGUUUUCAUUUAUAACAUGAAUUAAUCAGAAAUUUAAAGCAGGAAUCACGGAGAUCCCGUCCCUGAAAUCCACCUGCAAUAUCGAAAUCAAGAAGCGGGAAACCCUAGAAUCGACUGUCCACUUUCUUCAUUCAGAUUGAACUAGGACCAAUUAUGGAAGCUUGAAAGAGGAUUCAAGAGAGUGACAGAUGAACUUUCCCAAAAGGAAAUUGUGAGUUUUUGGUUCUAUUUUCGAUUAAAAAUUAUGUAUCCGUGCAAUCUUUUUGAGUAUGCAAAAAUGGGACGGACCUUGGGAGUUGGGAGUGUCAUCCCCUGGAGUCUCUGCACCGUAAUUUAUAUAACUAUUACUAUAACUAAUUACAUGUAUGGUGUAACAUAAAUAGUAGAUUAUUCCUUUGGCAAUUGAAAUGUGAAAAAGAGAACGUUUCUGGAUGAUCAUUUUUGUAUAUUAUAUAAUCAUUUAGUAGUAUUGGUAAAUGCCGUAUUAACCAUUCUUGCAUUGUACAAUCUUCAUUAGACUUUGACAGUUUAGAUGUGUAAUCAGGAAUAUAAGCCUCCGUUUGGCCCCUUCUAAAACUCAUUAAAAUAUUUUUUCUGCCAUUUUUCAACCCUCAUUUUUCGACAAAAGUGGGGCCCAUGUCAACCACUUUUCUCAUCCAUUGGCAGAAGUUAAUUUCAGUCAAAUGGACUGUUGAGAUAGUUGGACAAAAACACCCUUCAACAUCAAUGACAGAAAAUAAAAUUACCCCUCAUUCAAUCACCCUUAUUUACAUUUCCAUUGGUUAGUGGUUGGGAGGGCAUUAACAUCAUUUAGGCAUAUAAAGUGAAGUGUACCCUUCAUCAUUAAUGAAAACCUUUCUCUUUCAUGGUACACGUACGUUCUAAAAAAGUUGACACAUGGGGCUCGCUUUUGUUUGAAAAAUUGGCAAAUAAUGGGAAUUAAUGAGUUUUAAUGGGGGCCAAACUGGGGCUAAGAAUGCAGCUGAAUGGCUUAAACAAGAUCGCAUGACAAAGAUUGCAGACUUGGAAUCUCAGAUAAGAGGUUUCCAAAUGCAAAAGGUGUCGAAUGAAGCAACUACAAAUCUGCUCCACCAAGAUUUAGCUGUACGCAAGAACCAUAUAGAUGUGCUGACAAGAAGAUUGGAGCAAGUUUGUUCCAAAGUAGAAUCCAGAUACCACAAAGAGAUUCAAGGUUUGAAGGAUUUGUUGCUGAUUGAGCAAUAAGAGAAAAAUUAAUUGCACAAGAAGCUUCAGGAUUUGGAAGAAGAAUUGUUUAUGAGCAGAACAAAGCUGGCUGAACAUCAACGAGACUCAACUUCAAAUCAACACGUAGAGACACUGAAGCGAAAGAUAAUGAAACUUCAGAAUGAGAACGAGGUACUUAAAAGGACGCUAGCUAAUUCUAAAGAGAGCUAAUCUAUUUCCAAGUAUCAGGUUAGCUAGAGAAUCUAAUAAUGUCCUCUGUAAAUUUGAUUCUCUUGCCACACGUUCAAAGAUCAUUAAUGCAGGUGCAUAGUUUGGUCAGAUUGUUUUGAAGAUUCAAUUCAUAUUCUUUAGUUUGCAUAAAUAUAUUUUAUAUUGAACGGAUGGAGAAUUCUCUAUUGGUGAUUCAUCCUAUUUUUUGAAUGAGAUACUUCGCAGAACUAAAUAUGUAUUCAUUCACCCUUC